Molecule: messenger RNA, 2467 nt
Organism: Periophthalmus magnuspinnatus
Lineage: Eukaryota; Metazoa; Chordata; Actinopteri; Gobiiformes; Gobiidae
Product: selenocysteine insertion sequence-binding protein 2-like
Exons: 18
Coding region: 213-2453 (746 amino acids)
Biological process (GO): selenocysteine incorporation
Cellular component (GO): ribonucleoprotein complex
Molecular function (GO): ribonucleoprotein complex binding; selenocysteine insertion sequence binding; mRNA 3'-UTR binding
Source: RefSeq, a predicted model, not a curated record
ACAGUGGUGCAGUUGCAGACUUUGUCCACUAGGUGUCGCUCUUCACUGAUGUAAACAUGAGCUCGUGACCUGCGCGCGGCUGCUGUAACAAGUUAAAGGAGCUAAUCCGGCAUGAAGCGAGUGUAAAGUCAUAUUUCUGCUGUGUGUUAGAGCUCGAAACACUCUAGGAAUAAUGUACAUAUUACUUUGACGGUGCACACGAAAACCUAAAGAUGGACAAGGAGCGUGAGCCGUCACAGGGGAGACAGAGGAGGGAGCAACUGACAGCGCCGUCAGCCACUGUAAUUUUACCAAACCCAUACAAGUCCAGUCCAAGUUUAAGAGGGAAUCAUUCAUUGCGGGGAUCAGCAGCUACUGACAAUUCAAGUUUGGGAAAACAUGGAUAUAACAAACCAGUAAUUAAAGUGAACACCAUUCGGCACAAAACUGAGACCACUGGGGAUCUACAAACUAAGACAUCAAUGGGGAACCCUAAAAGUCCUGGGCAUGGGAGAAAGGAUAUGAAGAGAAGAGGAAGGGAGAUGCCAGAAACUACAUUUGAAGUGAAAAUGGAUGAGUUCCCAGAGUUAAGUGGCAUCUUUGUGGACCAAGGAGACCCCCGUUUCCAGAGACAUUGCUGGGGACCUCCUACUCAAAAUUUGGAAGAACAUUCAGAUAAGGUGAACAAAAAUGCACCAGUAGCAAAUUAUAAGCCACCAGCAAAGUAUAAGUUUCCACAGACUGAAGUAAUUCCCAAUUCAUCAGGAAAUGCAAUGGCUCAAGAGAGUAUCCCUGGUUCUGUUACAAGCUCCUGGGCUAAUAUUGCCUCUCAACCUCCCAAAAAGCCAGUUCUGAAAGAUAAAGCCAAGCCUGCGCAGGCUGAUGAAGUCGUACAGGAAGAGGAGGAAGUCAACACAGGCAAGAAAAAGCGAAAGAAGAAAAAGAAGAAAUCAAAAGAUGCAGAUGAAGACAUGGAAACUGGAUCUGAUAAAAAUGUAUUGUAUCAGGACCCUCCGAGGUUUGAGGAUGAAGAGGAGUUUCCUGGCCUAACACCUUCUUUUACUGGAACAGAAAAGUUAUUUAUCAGAAGCAAAACAGCACAUCUAUGCAACAAUGAAAACCAAAGACAAAGCAUCCAGCAACAGCCUAUGAAUCAGAAAAAGGACAAAACCCAAAAUACAAAGGCUCCUUUUACAGAGGCCCCAAAAGUACAGAAAGCGGAGAAGGUUUCAGGUAAGAAGAGCAAAGUGCCCGUUCAGCUUGACAUUGGAAACAUGCUGGCAGUUCUAGAAAAGAAACAAUCUCAAAAAGCCAAGCAGGACACGAAGCCUCUCACACUCUCAGUUGGUGGAGGUUUGCCUGUGGUACCUAAGCAACCGCCUGUGCAGAAGAAACCUGUUAUACAAGGAAAAAUCGCACACAAUCCUCUUGACUCCACGAGCCCAUUGGUCAAGAAAGGAAAGCAGAGGGAAGUGCCAAAAGCAAAGAAACCUACUGCUCUGAAAAAGGUAAUUUUGAAGGAGCGCGAGGAGAGGAAGCAGAGGCGAUUGCUCGAGGAGAGAGGUGAACUGCCUGAAAGCGAGUCCGUACACGCAGAGGCGGAGGAGGAAGACUGUGAAACAAGUGCCGCAGAUGAAGUGCUCAGUCCUACAGAAGAACUUGGUGAUCAAAUGGAGAUCAAUGAUGAUGAGGAGGAGGAGAAAGUGGAACAUGAGGAACCUCCCCAAGAACUGACCACUUCACCAACAACAAUAAUCACCCCCAUGGAUACACCUAAAAUCCACAGCAGAAAGUUCCGGGAAUAUUGCACUCAAAUGCUCAGCAAAGAAGUGGAUGAAUGUGUGACAACACUUCUGAAGGAACUUGUGCGCUUCCAGGAUCGUCUGUAUCAAAAAGACCCAAUGAAGGCUCGUAUGAAAAGGAGAAUCGUCAUGGGUCUACGAGAAGUGCUCAAACACCUGAAACUCAGGAAGGUCAAAUGUGUCAUCAUUUCACCCAACUGUGAGCGCAGCCAGGCCAAAGGAGGCUUGGAUGAGGCUCUACACACCAUCAUUCAUACCUGUCGUGAACAGGACGUGCCCUUUAUCUUCGCUUUGUCCAGAAAAGCUUUGGGUCGCUGUGUUAACAAGGCCGUGCCAGUGAGUCUAGUUGGUAUCUUCAACUUUGAUGGUGCACAGGACAUUUAUCAUAAAAUGAUAGAAUUAUCUUCUGAGGCCAGAAAAGCAUAUGAAGCAAUGCUUUUGAGCCUGGAGCAGACAGAGCCGGAGACCUCAGCAGAAACAGAACAGCCGUUUGUGUCAGAGCAGAUACAAACCGGUCUAAACGGCACCCUGUCCGAGGAGCCUGAGUACAUAAAACUAUGGAAGAAAUUAUUGGAAAAGGAAAACCAUGCAUAUAUGAAUUUUGAGGAGCAGCUGAGCUCUAUGUGCUUGGACAGUGAAUGCACAGAACACGAUGACGACGGCGCGAGCUGACGGCUGCGAAGCGU